This is a messenger RNA of Oreochromis niloticus (Nile tilapia), 785 nucleotides long. Its product is annotated as nuclear localization sequence-binding protein-like. The transcript is spliced from 2 exons. NCBI's taxonomy places the organism in Eukaryota, Metazoa, Chordata, Actinopteri, Cichliformes, Cichlidae. Bases 198 to 785 code for a protein of 195 amino acids. The record is from RefSeq and is a predicted model, not a curated record.
GAGAGAGAGAGAGAGACGGGCGGAGGGGAUCGAGAAACACGCCGGCGAAAGCCCAGCGUGUCGCGCGCCAAAAUGAUAAGAGCGUGGAUGGCGGGUACUAAGCGUGUCGGGGUUUGGUUACAGAGGAGGUGGUGUCCCAGCGCGCGCCGUGCCACGACGACAACGAGGUGCCACCGAGAAAGAAGAAGACAAAGACAAUGUCGCGCACUAGACCGUGGGACCCGAAGAGCACUAAGGUCGGCACGGGCGGAUCGCUUUCGCCGGCGGUGUCGUCGUCCUCCUCCUCCUCCUCCUCCUCCUCCUCCUCCUGCUCACCAUCACCAUCACCGUCAACAUCGCGUUUGGCGUACGCGGGGUCGGCUCCGGUCGCUCCGUUGUUGCGACCGGCCACGUUUCACUAUGGCGGUCUAGGGGAGGAGGAGGAGGAGGAGGAAGAAGAAGAGGCCGAGGAAGAAGAGCAAGAUGCCGAGGUGGAUAACGACUCGACCGCCCGAACGCUCGCAGACGAGGAGCGGUACUCGGAGGAUCAGGAGGACGAAACGAUGGGGUUGCGGGCCAUAGGUGUUUCGCGGAAGAGGAGCACGACUACGAAACGGCGUUGCGACUCUGCCAGGACGGCGGCUCGCAAGGCCAGUCGAACCGUCGAGAGGGAGAGGAAGAAGCAGGCGCUGAACCGGGAGAGGAAGAAGCGGGCGCUGAACCGGGGCGGGGGACUUGGGAGCUUCGGCAAGAGGACGACGACGCCGGCUGUGUUGCAACAGUCGAUCAUAAGGUGGCGUUCAUGA